AUGAGAUUAAUACAAUCAUUCCUCCUUAUCGGCCUGGUCGCCCUCGCAGGCGCCAAGAAACAUCCCGCCGGAAUUGUCCUCAGCGUACCGAUCAUGCCUCGAAUUCCCAGCCAAGCGAAGCACAAUGAAGUCUUACAGGCUCGUUCCGCUCUGUCCAAGCCGGAUGCCAGCGCAAUUGUAUCCACGACAUGCCUUGACACAAACCAGGUCAUCGACGCACAUGAUGAAGCCGAAGCCCAACUAAGCAUCUGCGGCGGCAUGCCCGGAUCAAUACAAGCGUGUCAAGGCGCGCCAUCUAAGACAGAGGGACGAGCCCGUACAGCAUUGUUCAGCCUAUCCGUCGGCUCGGGAGACUCCAUUGUCAUCACUAAGCAACUUUGGCUUCGGUGUGUCCACGCCGCGAGGUCGGCUUGUCCUACUGGGAGCUUGUCAGCGGUUUGUGCUGGGGGAGCAUCGAGUGGUGGGAAUGUGGCAUUUACGUUGACCAAGCCAUAA
Molecule: messenger RNA, 495 nt
Organism: Pochonia chlamydosporia 170
Lineage: Eukaryota; Fungi; Ascomycota; Sordariomycetes; Hypocreales; Clavicipitaceae
Exons: 2
Coding region: 1-495 (164 amino acids)
Source: RefSeq, a predicted model, not a curated record